Molecule: messenger RNA, 1707 nt
Organism: Guyanagaster necrorhizus
Lineage: Eukaryota; Fungi; Basidiomycota; Agaricomycetes; Agaricales; Physalacriaceae
Product: 40S ribosomal protein S7
Exons: 8
Coding region: 1-1707 (568 amino acids)
Biological process (GO): protein folding; translation
Cellular component (GO): cytosol; ribosome; nucleus
Molecular function (GO): Hsp90 protein binding; Hsp70 protein binding; structural constituent of ribosome
Source: RefSeq, a predicted model, not a curated record
AUGACAGAAAUUACGAAUAUCGCUGGACCGCAACCUCUGCACAGAAAUGUUGCAGAAAAGCUGGCGGAGCUGGAUUCUGUUCCGCUUUUUAUGAAAAGUUUACCUGAAGACACGGACGAUGUAGCGAUCACGGCACUCCAAGAGCUAGCUUACGACGGAACUCCGGAUGAGCAAGCACAGAACUUUAAAGAACAAGGAAAUGAGUACUUUAAGGGCAAACGAUAUCGCGAAGCGCUCGGAUUCUAUAGUCAAGGGGUCAAUGCAAAGCCGACAGACGUUGCCCUUCAGGAAGCAUUACUUUGCAAUCGCGCGGCUUGUAAUUUAGAACUUCAGAAUUAUGGCACUGUGCUAAAGGACUGCUCCAAAGCCCUUACCCUUAAUCCCAAAUCAUCCAAGGCAUACUAUCGCUCAGCGAUGGCCCUGGUAUCGCUACAACGUGUAGAUGAGGCAAUAGACUGUUGCACACGCUGCCUGGAGUAUGAUGCCGAUAACAGUGGUGUUCGCGGAGUUUUAGAACGAACGACCAGGAUCAAAGCAGAAAAGGAGAGAAAGGAGAAAGAGCGCCAGGAGAGAUUGCGAAAGGAACAGGAAGCACAGCGCAAAAUUAACGCCGCGUUCAAAGAACGAAAUAUUGUAGUGGUGCCUAAGCCUGACGGUUCACAAAAUCCGUACGCGCCGCACUUUGACCCAGAGGACCCGACAGGGAAGGCGCUCAUUAUCCCUGUCUUUUUCCUCUAUCCCCAAUAUGCAGCGUCAGAUAUCAUACCUGAAUUUGUUGAGGAUACCCCAUUUGCCGAGCAUUUAAAAGCAAUGUUUCCGCCCAAGGCGGCCCCUCCAGAAUGGGAUCUUAACGGAGAAUAUGUGGAUGGCCAGGUAGUGAUCUACGCAAUGACAAGGCGGAAGCGGUUACUCAAGGUAGGGAAAAAGAUGACAUUAAAAGAUGUUUGCAGAGCCUCAAAAGCAAAGGAGGGCGAAGCGAUAGACGGACUGGAACUGAAGGAUGGAUGUUUGACAUUUGUUCUACUGCCAAAGGGCGAUGUUGAAAAACGUUGGAACCUGCCGGCCCAGCUUCCGGAGGGUGCCGAACCUGACGCAAAUUUUUUAGGGCCAUUCAAGAUGUCCGUCACCACCAAAAUCCUUCGUACCGCCAAUGCGCCCAGCGCACCUCCAGAUGAAAUGGAAACAAGCGUCGCGCAAGCCCUGCUUGACCUCGAAAACAACGUUCCCGAGCUCAAGGCUGAGUUGCGGCCUCUUCAAAUCUCUGCCGUCCGUGAAGUCGAUGUUAGGGGAGGCAAGAAGGCGAUAGUUAUCUUCGUUCCUGUUCCCCAGUUGAAGGCAUUCCACAAGGUGCAGCAGAGGCUCACUCGGGAGUUGGAAAAGAAAUUUUCUGACCGUCAUGUCGUAUUUGUCGCGCAGCGCCGGAUGUUGCGGAAGCCAACCCGUACAUCCCGCGUCAAGCAAAAGCGCCCUCGCAGCCGUACUUUGACGAACGUCCAUGAAAGGAUACUUGAGGACCUGGUGUUCCCCACGGAGAUUGUGGGCAAGCGGACCCGCGUUGCCGUGGACGGCUCAAAGCUUUUGAAAGUCUACCUUGACUCCAAGGACGCCAAUGUCUUGGAAUACAAGCUUGACUCGUUCUCAUCGGUUUAUCGUCGCUUGACCGGCAAAGAUGUCGUCUUUGAGUUUCCCGUAGUGGCGCAGGAGUAG